This is a messenger RNA of Pocillopora meandrina, 1644 nucleotides long. The record is from the annotation of a GenBank genome assembly. NCBI's taxonomy places the organism in Eukaryota, Metazoa, Cnidaria, Anthozoa, Scleractinia, Pocilloporidae.
AAAGUUAAACGCUGGUGUGAUUCUUCUGGUUUGAAAAUUGAUAUAAAUAAUGCAUGGCAUGCUGAUAAUAAGCCAAUAACUCAUUUAAGAAGAGGUCAAAAUGAUGAUGAUGCUGUUAUGUUAUCACAGAUGACUGACAUAACUAUCAAAAAAGUCAUAAUGGAUAACCUGCUUCCACAGACAAUUAAGCAACUAAUCCCACAUCAUCCUUCAGCAGAUUACAGGAAUCGAGACUUUGUUAACAAACAGUUUGUUGACAGUAAAGCCGUCACUCUUGAUCCAUCAAAAGGUCUCAACAUGAAGGGAAAUAAGCUAGAUAAUCUUGCUGACCCAGCAAAUGCAACAGACAGUUCCAACAAACAGUUUUUGAUAUAAAAACAAGUAAUUUUUUUAAAUUGAUGUUUCAAGAAUAACGACUGGUGAUUUCAAUAUGAUUACAAGAAGUAUAAUCAGUCUCAAAGAGGCACAACCACAUAAAAGCACUCUUGCUGCUAACAAUAAUUUUCUCAAUAUGAAAGUCUGACAAUAAUGCAAUCAUCAAGACCUAUUAUGAGAAGUAUGUUGAUGACAGAUUAAAUCAAUCUGAGUCAAAUACAAAUGAGAAAAAACACACUCCAAUAUCUCAUGGGAAACCCUUUUUCUGAAUUCAGUGAUGAAGAUGUGAAUGGUGUCCUGAUUACCAAUAAAGAUUUUCACAAAGUCAAAACCAAAACAUAUGAGAUGAAUCUUCAUCUUGACUCAAACAAAAGGUAUUACAGCAGUUGCAUAGGUCUUAAUAGGUACCCUUUUGCAACCGGUAAAUAUACUGUCUUUUUUUAACUGUAUUUUUCCUUAUCAAUUGACAUUUCAUCAGUCUAGAUAUCUGCUACCAGUAGUAUGGAGGUAGUAUUAAGAACAUUGGCUAAGACGUUUAGUGAUCAAUGCUGAAGUAUAAUUCAUUUUCAUAAAUACAAUAAUGUGACUACCAAUUAUCUCAUGAUUGAAAUGAUUUUGAAAAAUAAAUCUGUCAUCAGUUAUACACAAGAUUUACAAGUUUAUGUCAUAACGUAUGGUGUUAUAAGGUAUCACAAUGAUGUCUCAAAUGUUUGGAAUAAGAUACCACGGUGUCAUCAAUUUCAAUGACAAGAUGAAAAUGGAUGUAGUUGAUCUUGUCAGCUAUCAAAAUUCCGUGUCUAAAAAGAUACAUGAUGCUGAUAGAAAUAGAUUUUAUAACUCUAUUACAAAUUGAAACAAAUACUAUUAUAACAAUGAAAAAACUGUUAAACUUAGAGACUUAUCUCAUGCAAAUACAGUAAUGUCAGAUGCAUCACAUUUUUGUUUUUUUAUGUAUAUGGAAGGAAAUAGAACAAUUUUUGAUUGUAAUCAUAUCUACAAAAAUAUUGAUAAAAUCAGAUGGAUGAAAUCAAAACUUUACAUCAAUUUUACUAUGAACUAGACGCAUAUUCGCAUUCACCCGGGCUUUCUGUUGGAAGUAAACUUUGUUUUUCGUGCCUGCAUUUUCUUAUACAAUUAUUAAUUUCUCCUGUAAGUGUUUUUUCUCUUGAUAUGCCAGAGAUGCAAGUUUCUCAUAUGUAUACUAAGCUGAAAACAGCAUUUGUUAUGUGGUGUAAAGACCCUUUUCUGAGGUGGGGUGAGGGCAGGUAG